AUGCAAAACGUCAAAGACAUAUACCAAGAUGUUUUUGAAGGUCUUGGCACCUUAGGUCCAGCACUGCAUCUUGAAGUUGAUCCUGAAAUGUCGCCUGUCCAACGCCCACCAAGAAAAAUCCCAGAGUCGCUGAAGCAACCGUUGCGAGAACAUUUGGACGAACUUGUCAAGCUUGAGGUCAUAGAACGAGUAGACUAUCCAACAGACUGGGUCAGCGCAAUUGUUGUUGCACCAAAACCCAAUGGCAAAAUUAGAUUAUGCCUCAAUCCCAGACCACUCAAUAAAGCGCUGAAACGAUGCCACCAUCCAAUACCGACAAUUGACGACGUACUUCCAGAACUGUCCAAUGCAAAAGUCUUUACCAAAGUCGACUGUAGCAACGGAUAUUGGCAAGUACAAUUAGACAAAGAGUUGUCUCUUUUAACGACGUUCAACACUCCAUUUGGACGAUUUAAAUGGCAACGGAUGCCUUUCGGGAUCUCCCCUGCAGGAGAGAUUUUCCAGCAACGACUAGACCAGGCAAUUGAUGACUUGGAUGGUGUACGGACUGUUGCUGAUGACAUUUUAGUAAUAGGAAAUGGAGAGACGAUGCAGGAAGCUGUAGCCGACCAUGACAGAAAGCUCAAGGAACUAUUCGACCUCUGCAGAGCUAAACAUAUCAAGCUUAACCCAAACAAGAUUGAGUUGAAGAAGACCUCAAUGCCAUACAUUGGCCACAUUCUUACCUUUGAUGGUGUCCAAGCAGAUCCUGCUAAAGUACAAGCCAUACUAGAAAUGAAGCAACCCACAGACGUGGCUGGAGUCAGGAGAAUCCUCGGAACAGUUAAUUAUCUUGCCAAGUUCCUUCCCCACCUCUCACAAGUAUCUGAACCACUACGACAACUCACAAAAAAGAAUCAGCCUUUUGAUUGGGACAAAUCGCAUGACGCCGCUUUCACCCAAAUAAAGAAAUUGAUCACAGAACCGCCAGUCCUCAAGUACUAUGAGUCAACCAAACCCCUGAUAAUACAGUGCGACGCUAGCGACCAUGGCCUGGGGGCCGCACUCAUUCAAGAGGGAAAGCCUGUUGCAUUUGCCAGCCGAGCAUUGACGCACGCGGAGAAACAAUACGCUCAGAUAGAAAAGGAACUGUUAGCUAUAGUUUAUGGAACCGAGCGUUUUCACCAGUAUACAUGUGGCCGACCAGUCACAGUAGAAUCAGACCACAAGCCGCUCGAAGUCAUUCAUCAGAAACCUCUGUCAGCAGCACCUAGACGUCUUCAAAAGGUGAUGAUGAGAUUACACCAAUAUGACUUAACCAUCGUUUAUAAGAAAGGGUCAGAGAUGCUGCUAGCUGACACACUCAGUCGUCACCAUUUAGACAACUCCACCGACGAAGCACGCAGCGUCGACAGCGAUCUCGACCAAGUGGACAGUUUGGAAGAAAUCAACGAAAUACUAAAUUGUGAAACAACAACCAUAUUCCAAGACCACACAACGAAAGAUCAAGACCUACAGCAAGUCAAAUCAUUCAUCCAGUCAGGAUGGCCCGAGAGCUCCAAAGAUCUAUCUCCAGCAAUCACCCCGUACUUCCAUCUACGAGACGAACUAACAACACAAGAGGGCCUCGUGUUUAGGGGAGACCGCGUCGUUAUCCCAAAAUCACUACGAAAGCAAGUACUGAAUGAAUUGCAUGCAGCACACCAAGGGAUCGCAUCGACAAGUCGGCGAGCCAGAGAAACCGUCUACUGGCCACACCUGAACCAAGAAUUGAAAGACCACAUCUCACAUUGCAUCACCUGUGACACAUUCAAUUCCAAGCAGUCGAAAGAACCUCUCAUCCCGCAUGAAAUACCAAAGAGAGCAUGGGCAAAAAUCGGUUGUGAUAUCUUUGAAUUUGAAAAGAAAUCGUAUUUAGUAACAGUGGACUACUACUCGAACUUCUUCGAAGUUGACCGCCUUGAAAAAUUGACAUCACUGGCAGUCAUAAAGAAACUAAAGCCCCAUUUCGCCAGGUUCGGUAUUCCAAAUACUCUCUUGACAGACAACGGCCCACAAUUCAUCAGUGAUGACUUUCGAGACUUCUCUAUGAAGUACCAAUUUGAGCAUAUAACGACCAGUCCCUAUCACCACCAAUCCAACGGCAAAGCCGAAUCUGCCGUCAAGCAAGCCAAACGAAUAAUUCGAACAUGCAAAUCAUCAAACGAUGACAUUUACCUUGCCCUUCUUGCCCACCGAAACACCCCCCAAACAACUCAUGAAACAAGCCCCGCACAACGACUGUUUAACCGCCGUACAAAAACUCCCUUGCCCGUCUCGGAGAAGUUGCUCCAACCGAAGAUAAAUUCGCAAGAAAACAAACGCAUUCAACAAAGACAACAGCUCCAAAAGAAAUACCACGAUCGUGGCGCAAAAGAGCUCAGCCCGUUGCGGAAAGGAGAAGUGGUGAGACUACAGCCAACCCGAAUCGGCGAAAAGAAAUGGAAGAGAGGGAUAGUCGUACGCAAAGCCGGGAUAAGAUCAUAUGAAGUCCAAUGCAAAGGGUAUACCUAUACUAGAAACAGAAAAUUCAUCCGACGAUCAAGGUUACCUGCAGAAUUCGGUAGUGACAACGCAGAUGAAGAGAUGUCAGACAUGUCCGAAGCGGAAGAGAACGUUUCUGUACCUACUGACAAUGAUCUGCCCCAAGAAAACCCUCAACCAGCACACUUAGAACGCAAUGAAACAAGUACUGAAACAAGUUCUACAAGCAAAACCCGUAGUGGACGGUUAGUUAAAAAACCUGACAGGCUAGGUAUAGACACAUAA
Molecule: messenger RNA, 2787 nt
Organism: Paramuricea clavata
Lineage: Eukaryota; Metazoa; Cnidaria; Anthozoa; Malacalcyonacea; Plexauridae
Source: the annotation of a GenBank genome assembly